Messenger RNA from Saccostrea echinata, 1805 nucleotides. RefSeq lists its product as uncharacterized. Gene Ontology annotation, molecular function: zinc ion binding; ubiquitin-protein transferase activity. Bases 18 to 1664 code for a protein of 548 amino acids. NCBI's taxonomy places the organism in Eukaryota, Metazoa, Mollusca, Bivalvia, Ostreida, Ostreidae. The record is from RefSeq and is a predicted model, not a curated record. Gene Ontology annotation, cellular component: nucleoplasm; chromatin. Gene Ontology annotation, biological process: positive regulation of DNA-templated transcription. The transcript has a single exon.
CAAAAGAAAAAAAAAAGAUGGCGUCUAACGAAACAAUCCAAUUUCAACAUUUUCUCGAGUGUGACGUAUGCAAAAAUCCAGCCACGUUCUUCUGCAGACGAUGCGUGACCAACCUCUGUGAUGCAUGUGUUCCAACACAUCUGCGUGUUAAAUCAAAGAACGUACAUGACGUUGUGGACAAUGUUAAUAAAGAUGAUGACGAAACUUGUACCUGCGACUCCCAUCCACAAGAAGAAUGCUGCACUUACUGCAAAACAUGUGAAACCCCGAUAUGUUUAGUCUGUGUAUCUAUCAAACACAAGUCACAUGAAAUGUCUGAGCUGUCCGAGAAAAUUGAAGAUCUAAUGAAAGUCAUCAUGUGUGAAAAUGAGCGACUUCAAUCAUUCAAGACUGAACUUGAGAAAAUUCUUGAUCACACUACAAAAAGACUGUUUUCGCUCUCUAAGAUUUACCGACAGAGAAAGGAGGAAGUGACAGCAAGGGGAGAAGAAUGGCAGAAACACAUUGAGGAACUAGUGAAGAAUUUACACAAGGAACUGGAUGAAAUGCAGAAGGAGCACGAUUCAGUGCUCCAGAAGCAGAAGGAUGAAUGUGAAAAAAUUUUGGCAGAGAUUGAUAUAAUUAAUAAGAAAACGAUGAAAUUCAAAAAAUCAAAGAAUGUUGAGGAAAUGAAAAAAAUUAUACCAAUGAUUGAAAAACAGACAACUGGAUCAAAUUUUGCAGAGUGGUCAUUUCCAGUUUUUUGUGAAUCUAAAAUAGAAGAAAACGUUUUAAAAACUUAUUUUGGCUACAUUGAAAGAAUGAGAGAAAGGAAGAUCUCUGUUCAGAAGUUGAUGGUUAACCCUGUUGACAAUAUUUUGAGUUGCAAAAAAAUAAUUCCACCAAAAGUUAUCGCAACUAUAGAGACCGGGUUUGUUGAAGAUGAAAAUAAAUAUCGCCUUUUUGACAUGGCUGUUACCAGGGAUAAAAAAGUGUGGAUCAGUGGAACGAAUGGUGAACUGAAAUUGUUUGAUCUCCAGGGAAUUCUCCAUAAAACUAUCCGCAUCUCCGUAUUAUGCACAAACAUAACUGUAUACAAAACAGAAGUGGUCUUCUCUGCAACAGCAGCAUUGAAGAAAAUAUCCAACUACAACACAGAAGUGACAUUAUUUAAAACCGGGGACUGGAAUCCGUUUGGAAUCACGACUACCAUGUCUGAUGACCUAUUAGUCUGUCUCUGUAAAGACAAUCAGUCCAAAGUCGUGCGAUACAGUGCCACUGGUACCGUGCUCCAGGAAAUCCAGUUCGACUCGCAGUCUCAGCCUUUGUAUAAUAAAAUAAAUUACAUAGCAGAGAAUGUUAAUGGAGAUAUCAUUGUAGCUGACUGGGGGAAAGGGGCUCUUAUUGCUGUCAAUAAAUUGGGAUUAUUUUGUUUUUCUUGCGCGGGCAAUGAAAAUAUUUUUCAUGUUUGUGGAAUCACCACCGAUCCCAUCGGUCACAUCAUUGUUACUGACUACAUUGGCGACAAGAUACAUAUGCUGGACAUGGAAGGACAAUUCUUAAGAUACAUUAUUUUAGAUCAAGGGAUUCAAAGACCAUGUGCGUUGUGCAUCGUCAAUGAUGGGGAGAUGAUUGUCGGAGAAAGUAUGAAUGGUACUGUGAAAAGAAUAAAAUAUAUGGAAUAAUAAAAAAAGACCUAAUCUUGCUAAUUAUACCCCACGCAACAAGUUGCGGGGGGUAUAAUGUUUUUGACCCGUCCGUCAGUCAGUCAGUCAGUCAGUCAGUGUGUCAGUCAGUCAGUCAGUCCGUCAGUCCUGUUUUUUUGU